Daldinia childiae is the source of this 1164-nucleotide messenger RNA. RefSeq lists its product as uncharacterized. Gene Ontology annotation, biological process: lipid metabolic process. Bases 1 to 1164 code for a protein of 387 amino acids. NCBI's taxonomy places the organism in Eukaryota, Fungi, Ascomycota, Sordariomycetes, Xylariales, Hypoxylaceae. Gene Ontology annotation, molecular function: phosphoric diester hydrolase activity. The record is from RefSeq and is a predicted model, not a curated record. The transcript has a single exon.
AUGUUUCCUUCGUUAUCUACAUUCUUCACUAUCACCGCCGCCUUGACGGUACCGGUUUAUUCCCUGCCGCAGGAUGGCAAUUAUGAUGGUGGAUAUGGGGGUUCUGUCUAUUCUUCGACCUCUUCCUUUGCUUCGGCAACCCCUAGUUCGACAGCGUCCGCGUCUGCUGCCUCCUCGACGACCGCUUGCAACAACUCGCCCGACCUAUGCAGCCGUUCGUAUAGUGAUAUCACUCAUAUGGGAGCCCACGACUCUUCUUUUCUCCGAGACGCAAGCACGAGUAAUUCGAUAGCUGGUAACCAGUACUUCAAUGCUACUGUUGCUCUAGAUGCAGGGAUCCGAUUAUUACAGGCCCAAGUUCACGAUCUGAAUGGCGCUAUCGAACUAUGCCAUACUUCUUGCAGUUUACUCGAUGCUGGGACUCUUCAGACUUGGCUAGCCUCCAUUAAGUCGUGGAUGGAUUCUCACCCGAACGAAGUAGUGACUCUUCUGAUUGUUAACUCUGAUGGCAAGAGCGCAGCCGAUUUUGGGACCGUCUUCAGUGGCUCGGGUAUCGAUACAUACGGGUACACGCAUUCAGGGACUACAUGGCCGACGCUGCAGGAAAUGAUUACUGCGAAUACGCGACUGGUGACUUUCAUCGCAUCUAUUACGGCGGAUAGCCAAUAUCCGUAUCUGUUAUCCGAGUUUGACCACGUCUUUGAGACGCCGUUCGAGGUAACAUCACUCUCCGGCUUCAACUGUACCCUCGAUCGCCCAUCCUCCCAGAGCUCGGCCGGCGCUGCCAUCCAAGCUGGGAUGCUGCCUCUGAUGAAUCACUUUGCAUACAACUUACUCGGCGCUUCGAUCAUGGUCCCUAAUUCGGAUAAUAUCACGAUCACAAACAGCCCAUCAACCUCCACCACAGGCAACUUGGGUCUACAUGCUCAAACAUGUAACGAGCAGUGGGGUACCAAGCCCGUCUUCGUACUGGUUGAUUUCUUCAACGAGGGACCAGCAAUCGAGACAGCAGACAACCUGAACAGCAUCACCGCUGUUGGUCGAUCUAAUGCCGGCAUAACUGCAACAGUCGCGACAGCUACUGCUGGUCCGAAACAUCAGGGUCUCGGACUUGGCACCGAGGCCCUAGUUGCUUUCCUAGUAGCCUCCUUGUUACUUGUUUGA